Molecule: messenger RNA, 7140 nt
Organism: Trematomus bernacchii (emerald rockcod)
Lineage: Eukaryota; Metazoa; Chordata; Actinopteri; Perciformes; Nototheniidae
Product: zonadhesin-like
Exons: 30
Coding region: 83-6046 (1987 amino acids)
Cellular component (GO): membrane; extracellular matrix
Molecular function (GO): protein binding
Source: RefSeq, a predicted model, not a curated record
AGAGAGAGAGAGAGAGAGAGAGAGAGAGAGAGAGUAUUAGUAACGGGAGAGCAGCUGGGAGGCUGCCGUUAAGAGAUCAGCCAUGCUUGGAGGCAUCUUCAAAGAUUUGUUGGUCACAGUGACUCUACUCUUUCUAACUCAGACAUGGACUCAGUGCAGGGCUGAAGUUGAUUUUUCAUUAGUUACUUUACCAGAUUGGAGAAAAAAUGCAGAGUAUGGUACACAGUGUUCCUACGACGGACAUAACAAUCAGAUUUGUGACUGGACCCAACUAAGAACAGAGGAUGUGACUAUUUUAGAGAGCGGCCCACUGGUGCUGGAGGGCAAAGCCUGUCUAGAGUUUUGGUAUUUAGCCCCCGUGGCAGCUUAUGGGACAGCACUCAGCACUCUGCUGAAGAGCAGCACGGGCCUGAGAGAAAUCUGGACCUCACCUGUCCUCCCCAGGGAUUCUUGGAGACAAGUGUUUGUCCCCUUGAACAUCAUCGAACCAGGGACUCAGGUUGUAAUCAAAGCAGUGUCCACGGAGGGACAGUUCACAUUUAAUCAUCUAGGUGUAAGAAGAGGCUCAUGUGGACAACAGUGUGAUUCUAACACAGAGUUUUGGACAGAUGAGUCCACUCGCUGCCUCUGUUCUGGGGGCCAGCUCUCCUGCUCUCCCACUCAGUGCCCUAAGGGCCAAAUCUGCAGUCCUCAAAUAGAAAGAUCCAGUGGGAUUCACACCUCUGGGAUAUGCACUGUACACAGUCACACAGACUGCAGCACUUUUGAUGGAGUGCUCUUCCGCUUCAUGGCCUCCUGCACCUACACGCUGGCUAAGACCUGCUCACCCUCUGAGACUCUGCCAUUGUUCAGUGUGGAAGUAGUGAAUGAGCAAAACUGGAACUCAUCUCUGCCAACUGUUCAAGAGGUUAUUGUGGACAUGGGGAACUUCAGAGUGUCCCUGCUGAAAAGACAGACGCAUCGCAUUGUGGUUAAUGGUGUCUGGAAGAAGCUUCCACUGAGCCUUAACAAUGGCUCUGUCAAAGUCAAGAGCAACCCCGCUGCUGUUGUACUGGAAACCAGUUUUGGUCUCUCUGUCUCAUAUGACAACGCUGGUGCUGUCCAAGUCGCGCUGCCAUCCACUUACUCUGACCAAGUCUGUGGCUUGUGCGGAAACUAUAACCACCUCAGAGAAGAUGACUUCAGAAAGCCAGAUGGAACAAAUGCCCAUGAUGCUACAGGUUUGGCUGAGAGCUGGCGGACUGGGCAAAGCACUUCCUCCUGUGAUACCAUUCUGGUACCACAUCAGUGUGACCCGCUGGAGGAGGCAGAGUAUGCCAGUGAGCUGUACUGUGGGGGCCUCCUCUCCAGCACCGGGCCCUUUGCUGGCUGCCUAUCAGUUCUGGGGGCAGAGAGCUACUUCAGGGCCUGUGUGGUCGACAUGUGCUCUACCCACGGUGACACAGCGGUACUUUGUGAGACAUUCCAGAUUUACACCGAUAUCUGCCAGGAGGCUGGAGUCACCAUACCCACAUUGAGGAACUCUACACUAUGCCCCCUUCAGUGUGGUGAGAACAGCCACUAUAACUCAUGUGCUGAUGGCUGUCCCGAGAUGUGCUCCGGUUUGGAUGCAGUUGGCUCCUGUGGAAGCUGUGAGGAAAGAUGCGAGUGUGACUCUGGCUUUAAACUCAGUGGGGGAAAGUGUGUCGCAGCAGAGGACUGUGGGUGCUGGGAUAAUGGAAAACACUAUGAGAAAGGAGCAUCAUUCUCGAAAGGGGAGUGUGAGCAGCAGUGUCAGUGCGUGGGUACAAAUGAGGUGCAGUGCACCACAAUGCAAUGCUCAGACAAUGAAGUCUGUAAAGUCAAGGAUGGGGCCAAAGGCUGCUUUCCUUUCAAACCUGCCACCUGCAGCGUGUAUGGUGACCCACACUAUAUCACCUUUGAUGGGAUGGCAUAUGACUUUCAAGGGGGCUGCAGUUACACGCUGACUACCACGUGCGGAGGAGAAAGCUCAGUGCAGUUCACUGUGAUUGGACACAACAUGCAUCUUCCCCACACGAAUUUCACUCCAUCCAAGCUGGAAGCUGUGGAUCUCCAAGUUGACGAUGUAUACGUCACACUGAAUCAGAGCGGGGAGGUCUAUGUGAAUAAAAGCAGAGUCCGACUGCCCUAUUCCACCAAUGGAUCAUAUGGCUCAGUAUGGGUCUACAUGAAGAACAAUUAUAUCAUCUUGGAAACAACCUUUGGCCUCAGAAUUAUAAUAGACGCACAGAACAGACUCUUCCUCCAAGUUGAUGAACGCUACAAGUAUGAACUUUGCGGACUGUGUGGCACCUUCUCGGACCGUCAGGAGGAUGACUUUGUGACACCAGGAGGCCAAAAUGCAACUGGUCCAUUUGAGUUUGGUGACAGUUGGAAGGUGCCAGGCAAUAACGAGUGUAUUUCCCACCCAGAUGAUCCCAGACAAUGUGAUGUUGAUGAGGAGAAUGAGGCCUACAAUGAGUGCUACAUCCUACUAGGGGACGCUUUCAAGCCCUGCCAUGAAACCAUUCACCCAAGCAUCUACCUCAGCAAUUGUGUGUAUGACUUCUGUGCCACACGUGGUGACCGACACACACUAUGUGAAUCUCUUAAGUCCUAUGCAGCAGCAUGCCAUGUUGCAGGAGUGGAGCUACCUCAUUGGCAGACAGACACAGCCUGUGCUGAACUCACACCUACUACAACUCUUCCACCACCUUCAACUACUACUUCUACAACAGAUCAGACUUUCUGUCCCAUAAACUGUGACUUUGAAAAGAAUCUGUGUGGGUGGGAGCAGCUCAUGCAGGACAGUUUUGAUUGGACAAGACAUUCAGGACCCACACCAUCAAGCUUAACUGGCCCAAACCAAGACCACACCACUGGAGCUGGUUUCUACAUGUAUAUUGAAGGAAGUAGUGUAACCCAUGGAGAUUCAGCUCGUCUUUGGAGCUCAAUGUGCCAUUAUGAUGGACCACUCUGCCUGAACUUCUGGUACCAUAUGUAUGGUUCAGCCAAGGCCAUGGCCCUCAAUAUCUACCUGCUCAAAGACAAUAAAGCUACUGAACUCUGGUCCAUGAUGAACAACCAAGGUCCAGAAUGGCAUCUAGGAAAUGUUGAUAUCAGAGUGUCUGGUCCAUUCCAAAUUUUACUUGAGGGAAUUCGAGGCUCCGAUGCUCAAUCAGAUGUGGCCAUCGAUGACAUUUCCAUAAACUUUGGCUCAUGUUUAGGUAGUGUCCCUGGCCUGGUUAGUGGAACUGUGUUUCCCUCCUCAGCUGUGGAAGUCCUCCCCUCACACCCAGUCUGCAAUUUGGACUGUAGCUUCGAUAGCAGUCUUUGUAGCUGGAGUCAGAUGAUCACAGAUGCUUUUGACUGGACAUGGCAAAGUGGUUCCACCCCCACUCUGAUGACUGGGCCCUCUGCGGACCACACUGGUGAUGGUCGUUAUCUUUACAUCGAGGCCAGCAGCGUGACGCAUGGAGACACAGCUCGUCUCAUCAGCUCUGAGUGUUCUGACUCUGGUCCUCAGUGUUUGCAGUUCUGGUACCACAUGCACGGCUCAGCAGAUACAAUGGGCCUCCAUGUUUACCUGCUCCAGGACAGACUAGCAGAAGCUGUUUGGUGGAAGACUAAUGACCAGGGAAAUAUGUGGCAAAUGGCUCAGGUGGACAUCAGAACAACUGGAGCUUUCCAGAUUAUCAUUGAGGGACGUAGGGGCUCCAAUGAAGAGUCGGAUUCGGCAAUAGAUGAUGUAAAGCUUUAUCGUGGACGAUGCUCUGGUCUGAGUGGUGUUGAGUCAACAAGUCCUUCCAAACCUGAUGGAAGCACAGCUUCUCCAAGUGUCCCUGUGCCCUCCACUGCAGAUCCAGAGCCCCCUCAGGUCAAUGUAACUGCUCAGCCCUCUGAAGCAAAUGUUACCAUACCUCCCGUAGUGGCAGCAACAACCGACUUUAAUAAGGACAACGUUACUGAAGCUCCAGAUAACAGACACCCAGUAUGCCAACUCAACUGCAACUAUGAACAAGAUCUAUGUCAGUGGACCCAACUUGCUACUGAUGUUAUCGAUUGGACAAGGCAUAGUGGCUCCACCCCAACUAUAAUGACUGGGCCUUCUUCAGAUCACACUACGGGAGGUGGCCACUAUCUUUACAUCGAAGCCAACAGCGCGUCACAUGGUGACACAGCUCGUCUCAUUAGCUCUGAGUGUUCUGACUCUGGUCCUCAGUGUCUGCAGUUCUGGUACCACAUGUACGGCUCAGCAGAUACAAUGGGCCUCCAUGUUUACCUGCUCCAGGAUAGAUUAGCUGAUGCUGUUUGGUGGAAGAGAAAUAACCACGGAAAUAUGUGGCACCUGGCUCAGGUGGACUUGGUAACAUCUGGAGCUUUCCAGGUUAUAUUUGAGGGGCGAAUAGGUUCCAAUGAUCAGUCUGAUGUUGCCAUAGAUGAUGUAUCACUUCAUCGUGGACACUGCAGAGACCUAGCUCAACCAACAACCCCUGCUCCCACAACCUCCAACCCAGUUGCAACAGAAGGUAAAGAGCUUCCUCAAGAGAAUAACUCAACACAGCCACCAUCAACAACUACCUUCACAACAACAAUCCCCACAACAACAGUAGCUCCAACUGCUUCUGAUACACAAUCCCCUACAAAGCCAGACACAACAACAAGGCCACAGCUUUCAACAACCUCCAAACCAAUAGAAACUACCACAACUGGCCCUGAAACUACAGCUAGACCCCACCCACUGACAACAGAGCACCCAGGAGUUGAACCCUCAGAUCAACCAGAACCUGAAAUUGAAGAAAAACCUCAAACAACAGAAGGACAAGAGCAUCCUGUUACAUCUACUAAUGAACCCCACACUACAGAUAGACCACAACCACCAACUGAAACUCUACCACAGCCAGAAACAACAGGUAGUCCGCAGCCUACAACUACAGCUACACCACCAUCAACAACAACGGCAAGACCUCAACCACCAGUUACACCUGUACCAACACCCUCUUGUCCAGAGAACAGUCACUACACCACUUGUAUCCCUGCCUGCAGUCCAACCUGCACACACCUGAAUGGCCCACCACGUUGCACUGAAGAUGAGGGUUGUGUGCAGGGAUGUGUAUGUGAUGAAGGCUUUGUUCAGAAAAAGAGGGUUUGUGUGCCUAUCGAACAAUGUGGUUGUGUGGAAAGGAAUGGCACCAAAUAUGAUUUCUCUGAUGUGUGGUACACCAAUCACUGCAGUCAGAAAUGUGAAUGUGAGAAAGACCAUGGCGUGGGUCAGAUUGACUGCGAUGACAAAGAUGAGUGCGAUGGAAAUGCUGUUUGCCUUCAAAAUGAUGAGGGCAAUUAUUACUGCCAGUCUACAGGCUUCAGUGAGUGCACCAUCAAGGAAGACCCUGAAUACAGAUCAUUUGAUCAAAUGAAACACGACUUUGAGGGUGACCACUCGUAUGUGCUGGUCCGGACCAACAACUUGCCAAAUAACCUUCCACAUGUCUACAUCGAGGGUAUCAACACUGUAAACGAUGAGGAUGAUAGUCAUCAACAUGACGACAGCAGCAGUGAAGAAGACCACAGUCGCAGAGUUAGGGAUGAUGAUGAAGAUGACCAUGAUAAUGACCAUGAUAAUGACCAUGAUGAUGACCAUGACCAUGAUGAUGAUGAUGAUAGCAAACAUGAUCACUCAAGUGAAGAGCACAAGGAGAACCACAGCUUACAAGAGCUUAAGAUCAGAGUGUAUGAUCAUACUGUGGUAUUAAAGAAAAACCGGAGGCUGGUUGUGGAUGGAAGGAGAACUAAAACUCCCGCCUCACCGACUGCUGGUCUAAAAAUCUGGGAACAUUCUUCUCGCAUCUACCUGAAGACCGACUUCGGCCUCUCCGUGGAGUUUGACGGCCACGGCAGAGCAGAGAUCAUUCUACCCCGCAUAUACAAAAGGAAAGUUGGGGGUCUGUGUGGGAACUUUGACGGUAAAAAGGAGAAUGACAUGAUGAAGCCAGAUGGUACCAGGGCCAAGAACGUUCAAGAGUUUGGAGAGAGCUGGAGAGUGUGAAAAAUGGGUGGACGUCGGGAUGAGACAUACAAAAUACUCUGUGGAAAUGUUGACGACUAGUUGUAACAUCACUGUGGCAUUCACAAAAAAGCUCAACACUGAUGCACCCUUACCCUAAUAAAAACUUAAGAGUUAAGGAGAUUUCAGUUUUUCCUUAGACAGCAGGUCAUCUCCAAACCUAAGCUGACAAAACAUGACUUGGAACGAACAUAACCUGUGGCCAUGAAGACUUUAAAAGGACAUGGACUAUAAAAAUGUUAUACACACAAACUAUAUCAUAGUAAAAUAAGACAUGUCUGCUGCCUACACCGUUUUCUGGGAUUUUGCAUUGUUUCAAGAAUGUGAUGUCCAACUUUCAAGUCCAUUUUUUAAGAACUAACAAACUUUUAUGAAAUAUCUCACAUCUUUAAUUUUUUCAAGAAAUCAUUGUACUCCUUGUGAGAUAUAUCAGAUGUUGUCCGUUGUCAUUAGGGUAAAGUAUUUGUUAUGCAUGACAAUACAAUUAUGUAUCAAUAUCCAAUAUUGUUGGAAAGAAACUCUAUGUAACUUGUACCUGUUCAUAAAGUGUAUUUGAAUGACAAAUGAUUAAGUACUGUGGUUACAUUGGUGUAGCCAUUAGUCUCUAGACAUGUCAGUCUGAAGUGUAGCUAAAACUGCAUUCUUGACAUUUCUACAGUCUGUGUCUGAUAAUUACAGUAAGAAAAAAGUUUACACAACUUCUGUAACAUGAUAUAAUUCUGAAGACAAAGGCAGAUGUAUUCUCUGUGAAGACAAUAGGAUUAUUAUCAUCACGAGUGUACCUAUAAAUAAGCCGUUGUUACACUCAACAGCAACAGAGUCAUGGGUCGGUUUUCAUUUUGCUGCUUUGUCCUGUCGAGCUUGCUACCUCUCUGUAAUGGUGAGUAAAACAUAAUUUAAUAUUGAACAGUUUACCAAAGUAAUAUCGUGGUAUAAUUAUCUUAAUUUCCUUUUUUUCAGUUUCUUAUUGAUAGAAGAUUUAGAAUACACAGUUACAACAAUUGUUUUAAUCAUGACCUAGUUUUUUGUUGUUUGACCUGAUUGUAACGAGCCAAAUAAAUAAUCUAAAUGUACAU